AUGGCCUUGAUUGAUGAUAGAAUCAGUCAUCGACAAGAUUGUAUUCUUGGUGCAGCCAAAGGAAAUCUAGCUUACCAAAAGUUCAUAUUUUUAGUCUAUCCCAAAUUUGCCUUAGAUCUGAAAUCAGCAAACUUAAAUAAGGCUUUAUCUUUUAUUCAUCACUUUGAAAGAAGUGAUCUCAUGAUUCCAGGAGAUAAACCCUUCGCAAUAACCUACCGCAUAGGAUAUGCAUUGAAUAAUAGUCAUCAUAGCAUAGUCUAUAAAAAAGAAGAAUACAUAGAACUUGAAGAUGUAUUGUCAGAAAUAGGACAUGUCAAAGAUAAACAAUUUUGUGACAUAGAUCCUCAAGAUAGAUCUUGGGCUUUAAACUUUAGGAGAAAGCUACCACCUAGAAUCUCAUCAGAUUCUCUUUAUAUAGGUAAAACAUCCAAAUCUCUGGAACCUACUCCAAGAGAUAUACUAAAAAGCACAAGAAAUAUGUCUUCUAAAGUUGAUAAUAUAAAUCAAACGAUCAGCCAACUAAGCGAAGAUAACUAUAAGGAUGAAGAAUUAAUAAUCAAUGGAUCAAAUGUCUCGAUUCUUGAUCAAGCUCUUAAGUUACUAGAUCUUGCUGAAUCUAAAGGAAAGGAUAAAGUAAAUUUAGAAAUCUCUACAUCUGAGGAACUUAAACAACUUUUCCACUUUGAUGAAACGAUUAACGUCAUAGAAGAAACAUUUGACAAAGAAACUUUUGUAUAUAUUUCAGAAGAAGAAGUAGAAUCUCUUUCUUCUGAUAUAGAGCCUAACUUCGGGAUGAAUAAGAUCGAACCACAAUUCGAACAUCAUGGAGAAUCUUAUUUUCAAGGUGAAAGAAGAAAAAGACCUAAAACUGAACAAGGUCAUAGAACUGGCUCUAUGCCAAAUCUUCCCACUGGAAAUCCAAACCAGUUCGGAACAAACGUUCUCAAUAUUGACAACAUUGAAACAGAUAGAAAAGAAUUUAUCGACAUAUGGACUUCGGAAAUAAGUCUAAUCAUUCAGACUAACAAAGAAAAAUAUGCAACAAAAAAAUCUAUCCUUUUAUUGUUUAACCAUAAAACAUCAUGA
Molecule: messenger RNA, 1086 nt
Organism: Lactuca virosa
Lineage: Eukaryota; Viridiplantae; Streptophyta; Magnoliopsida; Asterales; Asteraceae
Source: the annotation of a GenBank genome assembly